Messenger RNA from Diabrotica virgifera virgifera (western corn rootworm), 1375 nucleotides. RefSeq names its product antichymotrypsin-2-like. The transcript has 4 exons. The coding region runs from base 25 to 1212 and encodes 395 amino acids. The record is from RefSeq and is a predicted model, not a curated record. Lineage: Eukaryota; Metazoa; Arthropoda; Insecta; Coleoptera; Chrysomelidae. Gene Ontology annotation, molecular function: serine-type endopeptidase inhibitor activity.
UAGUUAUAUAUUAUAAUAUAUAUUAUGUACUUUGACAGUCAAAUUGAAAAGAUGCAUAAGGUAGUCUUUUUAACAAUAAUUGCAUCAUUUUUUGGAUGUAAUGCUGACAAUUUCAAAAGCGUUGUCCGAGGCAAUUUUGACUUUACAGCACAUACAUACGAGGAACUCGUGAAAAUAUCAGGCAACAACAACAUUAUUGUUAGCGGAUUAUCUGCAGAAAUCGUAUUGUCUCUUCUUGCAAAUGGAGCCAAAGGAGAAACACAAAAACAAUUGUUGAACGGUUUGAGCUUACCCACUAACAUAGAAGAUGUAAAUAAAGCAUUUGCUGAAAUAACGUCUCAUCUAAAUACUAAUACACCAGAUUUAAAAUUGUUAUCAGCAAAUAAAAUUUAUCCACGUCAAGACUUCCCAGUUGAAAAAUCAUUCAAAGAUAUUGCUGUAAAUUUUUAUUCUGCAGACGUACAAAACCUAGACUUUAACGACCCGGACAAGGCCGCAAGAACUAUCAAUAGCUGGGUUGAACAAAAAACUAACAACAAAAUCCACAAUAUCAUUGACCCUGAAACACUUAAAGGUAGCAUAUUAUUAUUAGUUAAUGCUUUAUACUACACAGGAAAAUGGGAUCAUGAUUUCGAUAAAUUCGGUUCUGCUGAUAGAUUGUUCCACAGUUCAUCUACUGAAUCUAAAAAAAUACCCACCAUGUAUACUGAAUCAUUCGUCAAAUAUGCCUACAAUACCAAACUUAAAGCUAAAUUUUUGGAGCUUGGAUUCCAAGGGGGUAAUGUUAGUAUGACGUUUGUACUACCUGACGAAAUCAACGGAUUAGCAGCUGCUGAACAGAAUUUAAAAGAAUAUUUGGCUCCUCAACCAAUGGAACCUGAGCUUGUUGCCAUCACCCUACCCAAAUUCAAAAUCGAGACCAAAAUUAAUUUUAAGUCCAUCUUGCGGUCGCUCGGAAUUACACAAAUUUUCCAACCUAGUGCUGAUCUGUCCGGAAUUUCCAAGGGUCUACUUAUAGUUGGCUCUGUUUUACAAAAAGCAUUUAUUAAUGUUAAUGAAGAUGGCGUUGAAGCUGCCGCUGCUACAAUGGCAAGCGGAACGCUAAUAUCUGCACGUCCGAGGCCUCAAGAGACAUUCAAAGCUGAUCAUCCAUUCCUCUUUUACAUCUCUCAGAACAAUUUGCUGCUGUUUGUGGGAAGAUUUAUGCAAUAAUUUUUUUUAUUGUAGACAAAACCAAAUAAAACUUACAAUGAAGUAUAAUAGAAGUAUUACCAAAUUAAAAUUAAGUAUUUUUAGAAAGUUUAAAGGUAUUUAUGAGCUUAAAUGAUUGUGUUUCUGUAAUUUUUGUCAAAAUAAAGCAAUACGGAAAAAGUGA